AUGAAGAUUGCCAUGCUUCAAAUGGGGUUUGUGUCAUUCCUGCAAUCAAUGAUUGUUGAAGAGCAGGUGCAGAGAAGAAUGGCUGAAAUAUCAGAUGAAACAGUCAAUGAAAAGAUGCAGGUUGAGAGUGAUGCUGGAAAGUCAAUUGGACAACAUGAAGGUAUUACUGCAUUUAUAAAUGAAGCCAAUCAUAAUUUCCUGAAUCCUUUGGUGGCCCCAGGUAGAGUCACUAGAGAGGCUGAUGAGCACAAAAUACCUGAAUUCCUGGAUGAUGCCUGGUCCGCUGAUGUCUAUCUCUUUGAAAUUCUGGACAUGAGAAGAGAAAGAGCAGGAGCUACACCACUUAGAAACCUUUGA
Notodromas monacha is the source of this 357-nucleotide messenger RNA. NCBI's taxonomy places the organism in Eukaryota, Metazoa, Arthropoda, Ostracoda, Podocopida, Cyprididae. The record is from the annotation of a GenBank genome assembly.